UGUUGACGCUCGUAAACUGCCGAGAGAAAGAGCUAGCAAAGACACAAACCUAUGAGCGGCCCGGCGGUGUGUGUGUGUGAGAGAGAGAGAGCUGAGGCUGGGCGCCCCGAUGCAGCUCCAGCUACGGAGUGUGUAUUGACGAAUCUGUAGUAUCAAAGUAGAAGAUAGAGCCGUUAACGAUUGUUUCUGGGAGCUGCUGUUUUUUAUCUCAGAGCACUGAAGCUGAACCGGCUGUAAUAAUAACCCUAACCCUCUGCUGCCGCCCCCAACAGCAAUGCAGUCCCAGGGCAGCACUUCCUCUCAGCCCUCCUUUGAUUCCCUGAGCUCCAGCGACAGCCUCUUGUUCAGCGACUCAGAGCAGGCGGAGGACGACGCAGAUGUCUUCCUGACGGAUGGCUCUUCCUCUGUCAUCAUCGGUGGCGUGGGCGGGGCGGCAGCCAAUGGAGACGGAGGAUCAGAGAGUCCCGGGUCCCAGUGGACGUGCGACGGCUUCACUGAUAAAGAGGAAGAGGAUGAGUCGUACAGGUCGGAGAGCGGUGGCAAGGUGGCUCACAUCGGCUUGGACGUGACGGAUUCUACUAGCCAGGCCCCAAAAACACAGGGAGAUCUGCUGUUUGCUCAAAAGUGUGCUGAGCUACAGGGUUUCGUCAGGCCACUGCUGGAGCUGCUGAAUGGACUGAAGAGGGGCCGAUUCGACCGUGGUUUGAGUAGUUUCCAGCAAAGCGUUGCUAUGGAUCGAAUCCAGAGGAUAGUGGGGGUUUUACAGAGACCUAACAGCGGGGAGAAGUACCUGAACACUCUGCUCCAGGUGGAGGUGAUGCUGAAGCUUUGGUUUCCUCAGAUCGCCGCUCACCCUGUCUCUGCAUCCUCCAGCGUCGCAGCAUCCCCUGCUCGCUCCCUCCAAGACACUUCCACCUCCACCCCACCGCACAAGCACAGGGAUCAGUUACAUAUUCCCGUCAAGAAGCGCAGACUCAGCUGGACAGGUACAGACUCUCCCACACCUUCCCCUGGGAUGGUCAAGUGCCCUCGCAUCAGUGCAGAAGAGAAGAGGAUGAAGCAAGACGAUGUCAAAAGGGAUGACCCCCCUCCUCCUCCUCCUCCUCCAUCAAUAGCAUCUGAUGCAAGCCAAAAUUUACCAGGUGUGGCUGGUAAUAGCCAGCAAAACGAGGACACUAAGGGAAAGGACAGUGACAGGGAAGAAGUAGGCAAGCUAUUAAAAUACAAAGCAGGUCAAAGCUCUGAGCCAAGCUUGACUUGGGUACAUGUUGCGCCAAUCCUGUCCCCACGAAAGGCCUGCCGUUCACAUGAAGGCACCGCGAUGGCAGGUAACAGCGAAAACCAGCCAAUCUCUGCUGCCCUCCUUGCUGGCAGGCAGGGUAGUCCAGCUACGCAAGACAGCUCCAUUUCUUCUACCACACCCUCCAAGCACCCCAAAAAUCUGAAGAAGCCCAUCCGGUGCCAAAGCCAGCCUGUUGCUGAACACCAGAGUGAGACCGUCAAGACCCAUCAGGAUCAAAAUCAAUCUCCUCGUGUCACACUCAAGCCUUUCCCGAGGGUGUGCCCCACCUCGUUGGAGACCUGAUGCACUGAACAAGGAAAGAGCCGGCAGCCUUGUUUUGUUACACCACCGGGCUAAGAGCUGCUGUGAGAGGAAGUAGGGAAGAGGCUAAAGGCCUUUGAUCUUAGAUGCAUUAAAGAGAGGAAGGGGGUGGUGAGAAUUGUAGGUGAACCAUCCACUACUCCCUCACCAAAACCAACAGUUCUUUCAAAGAAGAGGACACCAUGUCUUUAAAAGAACCAAGUCCAAUGAGAGUUGAUAAUCACAAUUACAUAAUAAUCAUAAAUAAACAUUUGCACAAAAACUUUUGUGGUUUAGGGGGAUAUGAAAGAACACCUAAAACUCACAAGUUAUUUACAUCUUUCUGAGUAAAGAUCAACAGGAGAGCUUUUGAGGAAUUUCGAGGAGCAAAUAAUUUCUCCUCAGCAUCAAAGCAAUCAAUAUACUGAGAGAUGACGGUUUUGGCAGACGUCUGACUUGAUGGGCACGCUCCAUCUGAGAAUAGAAAAGCUGAUGUCAAUAUGAGGCUUCCAUGGUUUAUUGUGAUGAGGUAAUUCUAGUUAGGAUUCAGUCCAGAGUGAGUAACCCAGCGUGAGACACGUUUGACCUUACUUUCACUUGUAGAUAGAACUGAAGCAACUGGUUGGAAGAGCAAAACGUGACACUGCAGUCACCGAAAAUCUUGUAGCUAGUGAUGUGAGUGUACAGAAUGCAGCAUUAUACUGUACAUGUGGUUUGUUAGAGUCUUUGGAGACUGUGGAAAAAAUGAUGUCAUCAACUCACGAAUGUAAUCCAAGAACCGUUUGGGUGCUUGGCGUUCUGCAGCGAGGCAUCGAGAGGAGUGACAUCAGAUUGACCAGAGGUCACAAAUAACUUAUCUUGUCAUGCUGUGGAUAAGAUGUUGUCUGCCCGGUCCUCAACGGCAAACUGAUGGAGUCAUGAAAAUCCAAGGAAGACCAGCUGGAGGACAAAAAAAAAAAGAGGACAACUCAAAGACCUCUGACUCUCGGGUCCCACAGUUAAUUUAUUCAUGUGUAGAUCGGACACUGCAUUUAUUUAUUGUUUGUAUUUAUUUAUUGGGCAGCUGAAUAUCGCCUGCUGUGCGCCUGCAUAGUUUGGCUUACAAUUUGUUUGAGGCGAUCGUGAAGAUGCUGUUGACUCUUUGUGGUUUUUAUUGCUAUCAUGAGGGGGGAAAACGAAGGAAGUGAAACCUCAUGAUCUUAUGAUUCGACUAUGGGACUACUGUGCCUUUUACCAAAUAGGAUGUGUUCAGAAAAGCAUUUGGUGCUUUCCGUGCAUUCAUACUGCGUUUUGAUUGUUUGCUCUUGUUUCACAAAACCAGUACGCAUUCAGUCACGAAAGCCUACAUGUAGUCAUUUUCAUCUCGCUUCAAAAUUUACACACAAAACCCAACAGUAUCGUCAACCAUCUAUCUGCUGCUUAAAAAGGUCCAGCUCUAGUAUUCCAACAUCUACAGCUAAUCUGCCUACAUCACUAACUUUUACACACACAAACAGCGGUGGCUACUUUUUGUCAUGUAGUAUUAAACUGUAGCCUUUCUUUGGGUUCUGAUCAGCAGAGGAACAGACUGGACUGCACUUAUAGCUGGUGCUCUUGAAAACUUGAAAAAGAAAACAGAGAAAAUAUAAAUGUCUUUUUUUGCACCACCCUCUACUGCUGCUAAUGUACUAAUUCCAGUUCCAGUCCAAUUUAGAUAUUUGAUAGGAGACUCCAUCUUUAUUUGGACAUCUGCUCCCAAUAAAUGUAGGAGGGGGGGUUUGUCGAUGUGAUUGGAUUUACCUAUACUGCAAAAAUAUUGUAAAUAUUUAGACUAAAAUAUUUUUAAAUUGGUGAGUGGUUCAUUCACUAUUUCGAUAAAUGGAGAGGGGUGGAGGUGGGGGGGUGAUAUCCCCGUACCAGACUCCCCCCAAAAGAGCACCACGUGUGAACACAGAGCCACUGGCAGCCUCCAUGUUACUGCCUCUGUCUGUGGAGGAAGGAGUGUACAAACCUUCAGCCACAGACCCAGAGCCAGGCAGCCGUACCCAAUCCCGUCUCCAGACAUGACGGUCCGUAUGUGCCAGACGCUGAUGAGAGGCUGGGGGUGUCCUCCACCCGACUCCUGUUUUUAUACGGUUGCGGUAUGACAGAGAAACCAAUUGCACUUAUUUUUCAUCGUUCAUGUCCUUUUAUUCAUGUAUGUUUUCUACUGCAGCGACCACUGCUGAUUGGUCAGAAAUUUGUCUUGUUUAUUUUAGUUGCCUUUCUCUUCUUGAACUGUACAAGCUGACUGUAGUGCCCCCCCUCCCGUCCCACCCCUCGCCUCCCCUCCCCCACUCUGCUGCAUUCGUCUGCCCUUGCCCUCUCUCCUUCAUCUCCUUCAAUCCUGUUAGUAUCUUUUCUUUCUAGAAUAAACUGUCUCUCUUUCUCUCUCACCCCAUCUUUACAUGAUAUUUCUCUUCUGGCUACUUUUUCAAUAACGAUGAAAUGGAAGAAAUCUUUUAAUAAAUGACACAUUUUUGAAAGUU
Scatophagus argus is the source of this 4089-nucleotide messenger RNA. Its product is annotated as circadian-associated transcriptional repressor-like. Lineage: Eukaryota; Metazoa; Chordata; Actinopteri; Scatophagidae. Gene Ontology annotation, molecular function: RNA polymerase II cis-regulatory region sequence-specific DNA binding. The record is from RefSeq and is a predicted model, not a curated record. Gene Ontology annotation, biological process: negative regulation of DNA-templated transcription; circadian regulation of gene expression. The coding region runs from base 275 to 1585 and encodes 436 amino acids. The transcript is spliced from 6 exons. Gene Ontology annotation, cellular component: nucleus.